This is a messenger RNA of Pan troglodytes (chimpanzee), 2939 nucleotides long. It is a transcript of the gene GORAB, whose product is annotated as golgin, RAB6 interacting. The record is from RefSeq and is a predicted model, not a curated record. Gene Ontology annotation, biological process: non-motile cilium assembly. NCBI's taxonomy places the organism in Eukaryota, Metazoa, Chordata, Mammalia, Primates, Hominidae. Bases 926 to 1570 code for a protein of 214 amino acids. The transcript is spliced from 7 exons.
GCCGGACCCUGAGGCCGGGGAUAGAGGGCCUUGUGUUUGGAGCCCGAUGCACUGAUUGGCCGCGGCCGGGGAAAAACCCGGAUGCGCUGGGCAGCAGUGUUGGCAGUCGCGGCUGCAAGAUUUGGGCACUUUUGGGGGUGCCGGUGGCCCGGGCCGAUGGCGCAAGGUUGGGCAGGCUUCUCUGAGGAGGAACUGAGGAGACUAAAGCAGACUAAAGGGUACAAGUGCCCUGGCCUCUGGUCUGACUCCAGUAGACUCAUGAGGAGACAAACCACAAAGUUAUGUGAUAGUAGAUAUUGCAAGAACUUGCUUCAGAGACAAGAGGAACCUCACUCUGCCGGGGAUUGGAUGGAGCUUGGGAAGAUUUCACAAAGGUUGUGUGUUAGCAGAGGCGCAUUUUCCAGGCCAAAAGAAAAGUCAACAAAAGACAUGAAUAGAUAUUUCCUAGAAAAGGAAAUAUGAAGAGAUGCUCAUCACCACCAAGGAGCAGAGAAUUACAAAUCAAGAAUACAGUGAGAUCCAUUUGAACCACAGCGACGUCUCCCCACGAAGAAAAGUCGACAACAACUUCAGCGAGAAAAAGCCCUUGUAGAGCAAAGCCAAAAACUUGGGCUUCAAGAUGGAUCAACCUCAUUACUUCCAGAGCAGCUGCUUUCAGCACCAAAACAGAGAGUUAACGUUCAAAAACCACCUUUUUCUUCCCCUACUCUUCCGAGUCAUUUCACUCUCACCUCCCCUGUUGGUGAUGGACAACCACAGGGCAUUGAAAGUCAGCCAAAGGAACUGGGACUUGAGAAUUCCCAUGAUGGUCACAACAAUGUUGAGAUUCUACCUCCAAAGCCAGAUUGCAAAUUGGAGAAAAAGAAAGUGGAAUUGUUAGCAAGAAAAAUCUCGUUGGGAAGUCCUCCAACAAGAACAACGGCUAAUGGAAGAGAAAAAUAAACGUAAAAAAGCUCUUUUGGCUAAAGCUAUUGCAGAAAGAUCCAAAAGAACUCAGGCAGAGACCAUGAAACUAAAGCGGAUCCAGAAGGAGUUGCAGGCUUUAGAUGACAUGGUAUCAGCUGACAUUGGAAUUCUCAGGAACCGGAUUGAUCAGGCCAGCUUAGACUAUUCAUACGCUCGGAAGCGGUUUGACAGGGCUGAAGCAGAGUACAUUGCAGCAAAGCUAGAUAUACAGCGCAAGACUGAGAUAAAAGAGCAACUCACUGAACACCUUUGUACGAUCAUACAGCAAAAUGAGCUCCGAAAGGCCAAGAAGUUGGAGGAGUUGAUGCAACAACUAGAUGUAGAAGCCGAUGAAGAGAUUUUGGAGCUUGAGGUGGAGGUCGAGAGAUUGCUACACGAACAAGAAGUAGAAUCAAGGAGACCAGUGGUUCGUUUAGAGAGGCCAUUUCAGCCUGCGGAGGAGAGUGUGACAUUAGAAUUUGCUAAAGAGAACAAAAAGUGUCAAGAACAAGCUGUUUCCCCAAAGGUAGAUGAACAGUGUGGAAAUUCCAGUAGCAUCCCCUUUCUUAGUCCAAACUGCCCAAAUCAAGAAGGUAAUGACAUUUCAGCUGCUUUGGCCACAUGAAGUUCUGGUAUUCUUUUGAGCUAAUAUGGUAUUGAGUAAAGUAUACUUUUUGCAGUAGAUCAUGCCCUGACCUCCAAUAAAAACCUCUUUAAAACAAUGCUGAUUUUUGAAUUCAUGAUUAGUUUUAGUAAAUUAAUAUGUUUGGCCAUUCUAAAAUCCAAAAUUAUGAUAACUCUAUUUCUAGGGGUAUGUUUCACCUUGAUUUUGGCCCAGUUCUUUCAGUCUUCCGCUUACCCUUUUUACUGAAAGUAAGUGACUUAAAAGGAUGGAAGAAAAACUACAUGGUUGGAGUGUUUUUAGAUCAGAUAAAUAUAGAAAAGUAAAAUGGAAAAUGAUACUCAAUACCUAGUUAAACUCAUUUCACUUCUCCUGGGAGACGUAUUAAGACUGGAAGUCCUAUUUUAUUUAAUCAGUAUCAGUAAAAAGACAAAAAUUACAGUGUGAACAAGAGAAAAACAGGAAUAGAAGAAAAAAGUUGCGGGUUGAAUUAUCUAUCUGGAUAUUACUAGAGUUGUAAAACACAACUUGGAAACUGGAAUUUAUGUGAAGAACCAGACAACUUAAACCAGCAUCACUUUUGUCUUCAAUUUGCCUUCCAAUGAUUUUAGUUUACAACCUGCGUUUUGUUAUUUGAAACACACACACACAUAUAUAAACACGUAAUUUUACUAUUUUAUUGUCUUUCCUUUAAUUGAUGAAUUGAUUAAAUUUAGACAAUUAAAACAUUUCUAAAGUGAGGCUGAAAAUAAUAUAGAAAAUCUCAUUGCUACUUGUGAUUCUCAAAAAAAUUAUGUAUUUUCUUUCUAAAGUUAUCUAUAAAUAUGUGUUUGAUAUGUUGGACAUGAAUUACCCUGUCAUGAAGCAUUUAAAUUGUUAAAAUGCUGAUUUUCUUAUUAGUUUGUUAAUUGCCUGUUACUAGUACUUGACCAAUACAUUGUGCUAUAUGUAAAUGUGUAAAUAAAUAUUGUAAUUUUCUCACAAAGUCUGUGAAUAUCACAUUAUGAUUUAUUUAUCAGAAAUUCCAAAAAGCAAAAAUAUUACCUUUGAGGACUUUUUUUUUUUUAAAAAAAGAAUUAUUAUCAGAGAACAUAAGCACAAGUAUAAGAUUGUAUCCAUAAAAGUUUCUGAAAAACUUAGGGACAUCCUGUUUUUAAAUGGGUUUGUUUGAGGGUAUUAUCUUCUGGUAAUAUAGAUGAGCUUUAUAUUUUUAUAUUAUGUAAUUUGAGUUGAAAGUAUAACAUUUUACUACUGACUUCUCUAAACAGAAGCAUUUCUAGAUAGUUGUGCUUUUAUUUAUGAAAUACAUAAAAGCCAACAGUUUCAUUGUCUAACACACUUCUUUUUCUAAGGAAUAAACAAGUCUGAUGUA